Molecule: messenger RNA, 1311 nt
Organism: Colletotrichum truncatum
Lineage: Eukaryota; Fungi; Ascomycota; Sordariomycetes; Glomerellales; Glomerellaceae
Product: transcription regulator
Biological process (GO): chromatin remodeling; regulation of DNA-templated transcription
Cellular component (GO): nucleus; chromatin
Source: RefSeq, a predicted model, not a curated record
AUGUCGGAAGAGGCGCCUGCCCCCGCCACCAACGGCGUUAACACAGCUCCUGUCGAGAAGCCUGUAGAGCCUGUAGAGCCUGUGAAGGAAGAGAAGUUCUCAUGGGUGCAACCGCAUCCAGUCUUCGUCAUUGUUCUGGUCGGAGCGGACGAGGUGCCAUUCGGUAUUCAGAAAGACUUCCUCUGCGCUCGAUCAUCCUUCUAUCGAGACCACUUUAAACAAAACCCCACAUCCGAUUCCAUCGAGCUCAUUGUGAAGCUCCCCGAUACCUCGCAGGAAGUUUUUGGUCUGUCCCAGCACUUCCUAUUCACCGGCCAAGUCUCGGACGAUACCGAAUCCGUUCCUUCCUACGAGGUCCUCAUCGGUGUAUGGAAAUUAGGUCAUAAGCUUGGAAUCGAUGGACUCUGCGAUAAGACUCUCGAGGCAAUGGCCGAGUGCAGACGUGUUACACAACAUAUACCCGCCACUCCUCUCCUCGUUCAAGUUUGGAGAGAUACCCCCGAAGGCUCAACGAUUCGCAAACUUCUCCUGUCAUGGGCGGCAGAGUACAUGCGCUCGUCGGAGUCGAGAGCGGAAUUUGCUAAAUCACUUCCUCAGGAGGUUCUCAGUGAGCUUGUCGUGGCUAUGAGCUCCCUCGACAAUCUACCCGCAGCACAGAGUUCGUCUUCAGCAGGUUCUCCCCAGUCCGCCGAGCCGGCUCCAAGGAAGAGUGUACACUACCUCGAGGAGGACAGCGAUGAAGAUCAAGAGCACCUAUCCAAGAAGAAUCGACGCGCUUCUGCCCCGCUGCCCGUCUCCCAGAACUCUAAGGCCUACAGCCGCGCUCCACCCCCACCAGUUCGCAAAGCUGCGGCUGCAGCUGCGGUCGCUGCACCGAGACCGAAGCCGGUCGUUCAGAAGCGCCGCAGCAUAGCGUCGGUACCUAGCGGAGAAAUCAGCACCGAGAAGAAGGUUGAGUUCUGCUCCGACCUCCUCGACAGAAUGCUCUCUGGCCCUGGCUUCUGGACACGUCUUGUCGGCCCUUUCAAGGAGCCCGUUGACCCCCGGGAGGACGGCGUGCCGGAUUACUUUGAGAAGGUCAAGAAGCCCAUGGAUCUCAACACCAUCAAGGCCAAGAUGUCCCGCCGCGAGUACAUGACGGAAGACGAAUUCGUGGCAGACGUACGCCAGAUCUUCAGUAACUGCUACACGUACUGGAAAAAAGGCGAUCCUAUGUGGGUUGCCUGCGAGAAAUUCCAGAAAACAUUCGAAGAGAAGUACGCACAGAUGAACAAGAACAUCACCAAGAUGAUGCGCGAGCCUGUCGACUAA